Molecule: messenger RNA, 1059 nt
Organism: Emys orbicularis (European pond turtle)
Lineage: Eukaryota; Metazoa; Chordata; Testudines; Emydidae
Product: slit homolog 2 protein-like
Exons: 1
Coding region: 1-1059 (352 amino acids)
Cellular component (GO): extracellular matrix
Molecular function (GO): protein binding
Source: RefSeq, a predicted model, not a curated record
AUGCCGCCCUUCUUCCUGGCUCUCCUGCUUUGGGUGCAGGCGGCAGGAGCCGCCAAGGCCUGUCCUCACCUGUGCGUCUGCUACGAAUCCUCGGAUUUCGUGGACUGCCGUGGCCGGCACCUGGCCCACGUCCCCCGCAGCAUCCCGCACAGCACGUGGCUCCUGGAUCUGAGGCACAACAACCUGACCAGCCUGGAGGCGGGCUCCUUCGACGCCCUGUGGUCUAUGAAGAUCUUGCUCCUGGCCCACAACUCCGUCGGCCAGCUCUGGCCCAAGGCCUUCGCGUGCCUGGGCUUCCUGGAGAAGAUAGACCUCAGCCACAACCUCCUGGCCCAGCUGCCUCCUGACUUCUCCGAUGAACUGGCCUCCCUGAAGGAGCUCAAGGCGGCCUACAACCGGCUGUCGGCCGUGGGCUCUGAGAGCCUGCAGCACCUGGAGAGCCUGGAGAAGUUGGACCUGAGCUACAACCAAGUGGCUUCCAUUGAGAAGGGGGCCUUUCGGGGCCUGUCCAGGCUUCGCUACCUCUACCUCCAGUCCAACCGUCUGGGGAUUGUCCACAACGGCUUCUUCUCCAUGCUCCAGAACCUGGAAGUCCUCUUCCUUGGCACCAACAACAUCAGCGCCAUCGAGCUGGAGGCCUUCACCUCCCUGCACAACGUGAACCUCCUGGCUUUGACCGGCAACCAGCUCAUCCACCUCAAAUUCAAGACCUUCCUGAACAUCCAGACGCCUAGCACCCACCUCCAGCUCGCCGGCAACCCCUGGGCCUGCGACUGUGACCUCCAGCGGGUCUUCAGCAAGAUCCUGAGCGUCCGCCACCUCCACGUGGAAGACUACGCCAAUAUCACCUGUGCCAGUCCCUGGCAGCUGGCCGGCUUGCCUCUGGUUUCUGUGGAUGCCCAGCUGUGUGUGGCCGAAACGGCCACCGUCCUGGUGAUCACGGUCACCGUCCUGGUGACCGUCAUUGCCGCCAUCGUCAUGGCGGAGAGGAACAGGAAGAAGAGCCAGGAGAAGAACUGGAACGAGUCGGACGGCCCUUUCGACCCGCAGGAGAAGUGA